Desarmillaria tabescens is the source of this 866-nucleotide messenger RNA. RefSeq lists its product as uncharacterized. The record is from RefSeq and is a predicted model, not a curated record. NCBI's taxonomy places the organism in Eukaryota, Fungi, Basidiomycota, Agaricomycetes, Agaricales, Physalacriaceae. The transcript has 2 exons. The coding region runs from base 130 to 729 and encodes 199 amino acids.
CCUCCUUCAGCGCCACUUCUCCUUCCACAGUAUCACUCUAAUGACGAUUAUCGAACUUUCGCUGCCCUAUCAUCCCCGUCACCCUCUCCUGCUGCACAACAAAUUCCUGUCUCACCUACUUUCAGUUCCAUGAUUGAAGACGCUGUCGCUCCCAAGUCUCAGAGGUCGCAUCUGGGUGGCAGAGUCUCUCAAUCUUCGCAGGGCUCUGCAUCUUCGCUAGAGUCUUGCGAUGCGGUGGAGCAGCAGUUGACGCAAGAGGAAAAAUUCGACUCGGACGCACCGGAGGAAAUCGAUUCCGUAUCUCAAGGGACGGGGCUGCGAACGACACCGAACUCCCCAACCUACGCCAAUGAGCUGCAUUGGUCGGAUUAUGCAGACCAUUUGUCAUCCUCCCACUCUUAUUUUCCACAGUCGCGCAUGUCAGAUACAGGUCCAAGUAGCCCGGACACCAUAUCUUUUCAGCGUCCCACCCAAAGCUGGUACCAGACACGAACACCCAGAAAGCGGUCUCGUGGUUCCAAGCCAUCAAUUGCAGCACCAUCACCUCUGUCACACAAUGCCUCACCCGUGUCAUCGUCGGCAAAUUUUGGUGCUGGGGCAACUCAACCUUCUCAGAGGUCGGACGGCGCCGAUGGAUCUCAAUGGGACGAUUUUUCUGCUAUUCCUUCCCAGUCUAUCCCUCCGCUACAGACACAAGCCCCAUAUCGGAGCCAGAGUCCUGACGAAUGAGGAUAGAGUUGCUCUUCACUACUCUAUAUCGAAUAAUGCGCCCCCAUCAUUUGCUCCGAAGUCCUGAACAUGUAUUUAUUAGUCUAUUCUGGAGGAAUCAUGCAUCAAAACGAGGAAAUGUUGACGAGCUAUUUUGU